This is a messenger RNA of Closterium sp. NIES-67, 4337 nucleotides long. The record is from the annotation of a GenBank genome assembly. Lineage: Eukaryota; Viridiplantae; Streptophyta; Zygnematophyceae; Desmidiales; Closteriaceae.
GUGGUGAGAAGGAGAGUGAGAGGAGUGGGUGGUGUAGGGACGGAAGAGGAUGAGGUAGUGGAGGAGGAGGAGGGAGAAGAAGAGGCAACCAGCAUGCCAGUUGAAACAGCGGUAGAUGUGACUUCAGCAACAGCAGCAACAGAAGAAGAAGCAGCAGGAGCAGCAACCGCACCAGCAGCAAGAACAGUAUUUACGCAGCCGCCAACAGCAGCAGCAGCAGCAGCAGCAGCAGCAGCAGCAGCAGGAGCAGCAGGAGCAGGGACGACACCAGUAGCAGCAGCAGCAGCAGAAGCAGCAGCAGUAGCAUCCGUGCUGCUGGCAGCGCUGAAGCAGACGGCAGCAGAGGAGCAGCAGAAGGGCCUGGGUGUCAGCUCCAGCGUCAGCUUCCUCCCUCUGCGCGCCUCCCCCCGCGCUGCCGCUAGCAACAAGCAAGCUCGGGCGCAGAUCCAGGAGGACUCAGAAGGGGACCUGACACGUGGUGGAAUGGAAACAAGUCAGCCGGGUAACCAGGCUGCCACAGCUGGUACGAAUCCGUUUGCUGGCGGGAGCACUGUAGAGGGACUGUCCGUCCCCUUUACAAUCACUAACCCGUUUAUAUGCAGCGGGAAUCUGUUUGAAGCAAUGCCAAGCAAUGAUCGCAAUGCUGCAAACGGUGCUGGUUAUUUUGGCGAAGUGGGAGUCAAAGCUGCUGGUUACCCUGUUCUGUUACCUGACACCUGCGCCAGUGGCAUCCCCACCAAUCCAUUCCUUGCAGCAGCUGCAGCAGAAUCCGAGCAGCAGGGGCAGCUGGGGCAGGCUCUACCUGCGCAGGUUCCUUCUGAGCAGGUUGUAUCUGACCAGGUGCAUCUGGGGCAGGUGCUACCCUCAGGGCCUGUUUCAUCUGGGCAGGUUCUAUCUGAGCAGUCUCCGUGCGCUGGCAUGAGCGGCAGCAAGACGCUUCCCCCGUCUCUUUGGCCCGCAUACCCCAUCUCUCCCCCUUCCUCUGCCCCUUCCCCUACUCCUGUACCCAGCCUCGCCCCUGCCGCUGCCCCUUCCGCCUCCCCCGCUCCUCCGCCUGCCCCUGCCCCUGCCCCUGCCCCUCCCCUCUCCCCCGCUCCUCCGCCUGCUCCUGCCCCUCCUCCUGCCCAAUCCGCUUCCCCUGCCCAAUCCGCUUCCCCUGCCCAAUCCGCUUCCCCUGCCCAAUCCGCUUCCCCUGCCCAAUCCGCUUCCCCUGCCCAAUCCGCUUCCCCUGCCCAAUCCGCUUCCCCUGCCCAAUCCGCUUCCCCUGCCCAAUCCGUUCCCCUGCCCAAUCCGCUUCCCCUGCCCAAUCCGCUUCCCCUGCCCAAUCCGCCUCCAUCCCAUCUUCUAUCCAGCCUCGCUCCUGCCUCUGCCCCUCCCCCUACCCCUGCUGCUGCCCCUUCGCCCGACAACAGUGGGGGCCAGCAUGGGUCAAGCAGUGCAGAGAAGAAGAGAGUGAGAUUCAAAGACAAAGCAGCAGAGGAGGGUGGAACUGAGGUGGGGGGAACUGGUGAAGGGAACUCAAGGAACGAGCAGGAUGCAGGAGGUUCAAGCGCUGGUGAUAAGUCAACGGCAGGUAGUAGCCAGUUGGGAGGUGGUAACCAGGCGAAACCUGGUAACCAGACAAGUGCAGGUAGCGUGAGGUCAGGCUCUCCUGGGAGGGUGGGAACUGGGCGGGUGGCACCUGCUCCCUCGGGCCUAGCACAGCGCAUAUGCUGGGUGCCUGGAGCUAAGGAGGAGAGCGAGCAAGGGGUAAAGGAGGCAGAAGGAAGGGACAGGAAGAGCCGAAGUGAUGAUAGCCGUGGCUGCUGUACCAGCAACAGCAGCAGCAGCAGCAGCAGCAGCAGCAGCAGCAACAGCAGCAGCAGCAGCAGCAGCAGCAGCAGCAGCAGCAGCAGCAGCAGCAGCAGCAGCAGCAGCAGCAGCAGCGGUGUUCCGAAGCUGCUAGUUCCCUGUCCCCCUGUCACCCCUCGAAACAGCUCACCCCCUCCCGUCAGCCGGAGUAAGGCUGCAGGGGGGGCGGCAGGAGGGGCAGCAGCGCGGGUAGCAGCAAAGGCAGCGCUGUCUAGGAAGCCUCUGGUGCUGCUGGGAAGGAGUAGCAGCGCCAGUAGUGCUGUGGGUGGUGGCUCUGGUGCUGCUAGUGGUAGGAUUGGUGCUGCUGCUAGCAAGAGUGGUAACAGUAGCCCUACAGUUGAAACGAGUGGUAGGGAGGAAGCAAAAGGAGUUAAGGACACUGGUGCUGGGAGUCAUGUGCGCAGCAGCAGCGGCGGCAGAGGUGGUAACCCUGUAACUGGCGUGGAUCAGUGGACGACUGGGGAGGCAGAUAGCAGUGAUGGAGGAACCACCAAGCCCAGUUCUGGCCAGCCAGGGAAGGUCUGCCACCUACCAGGCUCCUACAGGAAGCCUCGCACCCCUCCCAACCCCUCUCAACCCUCUCCCACCCCUUCCCCUUCCGCCACAAUUUCCCCCCCUUGCAACCACACCCCCACUCCCAACUCCGCCCCUGCCCCCCCUUCCCGCCCGUGCUCCCCCUCCCCCUCCUCCGCCCUUCUCCAAGCGCUUUCCCCCCAUAGGUCCCCGGGUAGGGUGUGGGGGGGCAUGGGGAGGAGGGGGUAUGAGGUGGGGGGGCUGGAGGUGUGUGGGAGUGAUGGGGAUGAGGAGGAUGGGGGGGGGCAGGCUAGGACAGGUGCGGAGGAGUGGGAGAAGGAAGGGAGUGUGGUGGGAGAGGGGAGUGUCGUAGGGGAGAGUGUGGUAAUGAGGGAGGAAGAGAUAGUGGUGUGUGGAGGAGAGGGAGAGGGGAAGGUUGGGAUCAGGGGUGUGGAGGGAGGUUCAGGGAAGGACGAGGGGGCGAUGGUUCUAAGGGGGAACGGGGGAAGAGUGGCAGGAGGCGGAGUGGGUGAGGUGGAGGGGGGAGGAAAGCCCAAGGGUAAUUUACCCAGAACGCCUUCCCCCCCUGCAGGCCCGAAGCCAAGCUCUUCCGGGCGAGGAGGUAGAGGAGGGGCUGUGGCCGCCGCAGCAGCAGCAUCAGGAGCAGCAGCAGGAGGAAUGGCGGGUGGGAUUGUGGGGAGAGUGGGCAUGGAGACUGGAGAGGAGAGAGGGAGGCGUGGGAAGGAGAACGCAGGGGAAGGGAGGUCAGGAGUGGAGAGGGCUCAAGGGAGCAUGCUAGGAGGGGGGAGUCCGGUACGAAAAGGGAGUCCCCCCCGUGUUCCCUCCCCGCCUGCUGGGCCCCGCCCCAACUCCCCCCUGGGACAGCUGAACGCCAGGAGGAAGGCCUCUGGAGUGGCAAGGUCGCUUACAGUCACACUCGAUAAGAGCAUGUCCCUGCCCUUGCCCAAGGAGGGAACCAUUGUCAGCAGCAUUAGCAGAAGCAUCAACAAUACCCGCAGCAGCACCAACAUUGCCACCACCCGUUGCAGCAGCAUCAAGAGUGAGAGCAACAGCAGCAGCAACGGCAAAAACCCCCUGCCUUCCUCCUCUGAGGCCCACUCUGCCUCUGCUUCUGCAGGGAGACAGCUGGCAUCACAAUCACCUCGAGAGCCUGCACCACUGAGUAGAAGCGCACUAGGAAGGCCGGCAGCAGCGCCCCCUGCUGCUGGAAGAACGGCCACGUCACCUUGGAAAGCCGCUGAGGCGUCUCAAAAAUCUCCUGGUGGCACGAAGUCAGCCACACAACCCCAGAGAUCUGCCUUUGGCCGCUCGUCUGCCGGCCCACCUGUGCGGUCUAAGUCUGGUGGUUCCCCCAGCAGGCAGCCUUCGCCCCCUGCUGCAGGCAAAGGCAAGCGGCCGGCGUCGUCUGUCUCCGUCUGCUCUGCUAACUCCAUCGGCUCGAUUGCUUCUCCUUGCUCUCCCUCCACUGCUGCUGUUGGUGCUGCAGCUGCUGCUUCUAGGAAGGCUGAGAGCGAGGGUGCACUGGCCUUCACCUACAGCAUGGUUGAUGAUGCUCUGGUUACCAGCAGCAGCAUCCGCAGUAGCGCAACCACCACCAGCACCGGUGCAAGCAGAACUAAGAGUGCUGGAGCCAUUGCGGAUGGUAUUGGUUGUUCUGGGAGUGGCAAUGCUGCGAAGGGGCGUCCUGAUCUUCAAGAUGAAGGCAAGGGCCAUGGCAGUGUGAGCAACAGUGGGGGUGACGAGAAUUGUGCCAGUGUGUGACAUCAGCGGUCGACAUGAAACCUUAAUUUGGACUUCAUGCUUGCGUCCCGCCCACUCAGUGGCCCUCGUAGCGCGAUUAGGCAUACAGGCUAGUAUAUACGUUGAGUAGAUAUCAUAAGUAGGGAGCUUUUGUUAGCACCUUAUUUGUUGGAUACACAUACACCCCUAACGGGUACUUUUGUCAGAGGCUC